Messenger RNA from Helicoverpa zea (corn earworm), 844 nucleotides. RefSeq lists its product as uncharacterized. The coding region runs from base 75 to 665 and encodes 196 amino acids. The record is from RefSeq and is a predicted model, not a curated record. Lineage: Eukaryota; Metazoa; Arthropoda; Insecta; Lepidoptera; Noctuidae. The transcript has 8 exons.
UUUGAACCAUGCUGAUGUACUAAUAUAGUCGUGCGGAUACUUUAACUUCAGUGUAGUGAGAAGCUCGUUGCAAGAUGACGGGUUUUGUGGUAUUCCUGACCUUGGUUAUUGUCGCUUAUAUUACGGCUGCCCCAGCGACAAAUUACGGCGACGCGUAUGCAGAUGAUAGUAGCUAUGGCGUAGUUGUUGUUAGUGGCUCAUCUUUCGGAGAUGGUGCAUUCGCAACCAAUUGGAGACCAGCAGUUCAAGCACAGAAUCAGCCUGUCACGGAGGGACCAAACCUGGAUUCUCCAACAUCGUGCCCACCAUGUCCUCAAGUUCCAUUUUCAGGAAAUAAGAAACCUGUUUCAUUUUCAAUACACGGCGAUUCAGGAUGGGUAACGGUUGAAAACUCAACUUUCGGCGACGGAGCAUUUGCAAACCACCAUUUUGAUAAACCACUUCACGUGGUGAAUAAUCAGGUGCUGGUCGGCUCGGCCCCAGAGGCUCUAAAUGUGGAAACACCAACGACAUGUCCACCGUGUCCUCAAGGGAACAAAAUUGGUAGUUCAUAUAGCAAAAAUGGAGCCUCAGGAGUAGUGAUUGUUGAAAACUCAAAAUUUGGCAAUGGAGCGUUUUCGACAUAUGAUUGGCCUAGAUCACAUUACGUGCAGAAUAAUGUCUAACAUGUCAGGAAUUUUAAAUAAGUUUUAAGAUUAUAUAAAAUAUAGAUAUAUACCAUAAACUUCAAGUCUACUUACUGUCUUUGAUUUAUCUUUAUUGGGUGUAGAAGAGAUUACUUAUUUAUAUAACAAAACUAAUUGUGUGUUGCAUUCUUUUAUUUAAAUAAAAUAAGUUGAGAAUA